This is a messenger RNA of Octopus sinensis (East Asian common octopus), 8710 nucleotides long. RefSeq names its product serine-rich adhesin for platelets-like. Gene Ontology annotation, biological process: regulation of DNA-templated transcription. The transcript has 8 exons. Lineage: Eukaryota; Metazoa; Mollusca; Cephalopoda; Octopoda; Octopodidae. The coding region runs from base 1275 to 8615 and encodes 2446 amino acids. The record is from RefSeq and is a predicted model, not a curated record. Gene Ontology annotation, molecular function: DNA binding.
ACCUGCUACUAUUGUUCCCUAUUCCUCUGGACAUCGCUUACUGUUAUUAUUACAACAACAACAGCAGCAGCAGCAACAACAACAACAGCAAGAACAACAACAACAACAACAACAACAACGGUACGGUUAUCCCGACCUCUUCUUGUAUCGCCUCCAACUCUUCUACGACUUUGCAUCAUCAAGUAGAACCUGCUACUAUUGUUCCCUAUUCCUCUGGACAUCGCUUACUGUUAUUAUUACAACAACAACAGCAGCAGCAGCAACAACAACAACAGCAAGAACAACAACAACAACAACAGCAACAACAAACGUCAAGUGCGAUCCCGAGCCCCACGGCUACGACAACGACAGCCCUGUUAUCUCCGCGCUUGUUAUUGUCACCCGUUCGCUCAUCGACGUUGUCAUUGUCUUCGUCGUUGAAUUCAUCCGGAAAAAAAAGCGACAACAACAACAGUAAGUUGGUGAAGAAAUCGGCCAACUUGCUGUUACCUUCAUCGUCGACUUGCACAUUAUCUCCACCAUCGUUACCAUUAUUAUCUUCUGGUUCCAUUUCUGUUUGUUCUUCAUCAUCGUCAUCGCACACCACAGUCUCUUCUUCCUUGUCAUCGUCGUCGUCGUCGUCGUCGUCGUCAUCGUCGUCGUCUUCAUCGUCGUCGUCGUCGUCGGCAUCGUUAUCUCACCGGACAGCCCGAUCCCCGUCCACCUAUGACAAUAACAACUCCAGUGCUAACAGUACUGGCAGCAGCAGCCAACAUUCAACUCUGCCCCUAUCUCCCAGAAGUGACCCUUCUCGUAAAUGUCGCGGAUCGGUUGAUUCCAGGGGUCCUACUAGCUCAGGUGAGACGACAGCCACCACCAAUACCGAAGAGGGACAUCAUCAGCGGAUCUCUGCAAGUUGUGGAGAGACAGCUGGUGGUAAGGAACGUCUUUCAAAAAUCGAGGAGAAUAUUGAGUCAUCUAUCAGUGCCAAAGCCAGAACAAAGAUCGGCAGCAUCCUUCAAGAUGUGAACCAGUUGUCUGAUGUAGAAAAGUUAUUGUUGUACCUCAAACUUCCUACUGGCGCCACCAAUGAUGACCAACUCACACUCAGUCCGACCUCAUCUCUGCAUACAACAAGCCGUGUUGAACAGACUCAGGCAUUCACAUGGAUCAAGAGCCACUUGGAAGAGAACUGUGAUAUCUGUCUACCCAAAAAAGAAGUUUAUGAAGAAUAUAGAAACUAUUGCGAAAGCCUCUCCCUUCGUCCACUCAGCACUGCUGACUUUGGCAAGAUUAUGAAAUGUGUCUUUCCAAACAUCAAGCCAAGACGUUUAGGCCAGAGAGGUCAAUCAAAAUAUGUGUACAGUGGCAUACGCAAGAAGCUGGAGGUACAGCCACCCGUCUUACCAGAGUUGGAAAUCUCUCCAAGAAAACUGAGGGAUGACGACAGCUAUGGCCGAGAUGAGCUGUUCAAUGCUUCCUGCCAACUGGUUUGUGAGUGGGCGGAGAAGUUGUUGGAACGUGGUUUUACUGGUCUUCGUGAUCUAUCAGAGUUCCUCGUCAGCAAUUCUUAUGUGAACAGCAAAUCUAUGGCUGCAUUUACAGUCAGUGCAGCUAUGCAAGAGGCUGGGACUCUUAGUGCAAAUGCUGCAAUGUCAUCUCUUUUCUCCAAUGCUUCUGGUGGAGACAAGCAUCGGGAAACACAAUUACAACUCCAACGUAAGCUGCAAGAACGAGAAAUACUGAAGGAGCAGAAACGUCGUCUACAUCAACAAAGGCAAGAGAAUGAAUUUGAUAGCAAAUCUCCCCAAAGGACACGAAACGAAACUCACACCCCGGGCCUUCCAAGCCCGAAGACCAAGUUUUUAUCACCGUCAUCUUGUUUACGAUUUCGAUCAUCAAGUAGUUUGGAGAACUUACUCAUGCCGACUGCGUUAUCCGAUAGUAAAUCUCGCAUCAAAGACCAACCUACGAGUUAUGCAACAGCUGCUGCCGCAGCAGACCGGAGAUGGCAUCAACCAAAUUGCCAAGAUGUGGCUUCAAGCAUUGCUGCACAUUCUCUUUCCCAGCCAUUAAAACUGUUGUCUGCUCGAUCUCUUUUCCAAGAGAAAACUCCAGAUAAAUCAUCCAGUAUCUGUGAUCAAUCCGACGAAAGAUCUACGUCUCAGCUCUCCAAAAAGGAGGGCAGCCACGAUUCAGCAGACACAAAGCCCAAAAUAGACCAACUGGAAAACUUUCUUUCUGUGAAAAAGCCAUCUGUGAUCCCAGCUCAAAGUUGGGUUGAUGAGAAAGGAUGUAGCAAGCCUAAAAGUAACGCUGGGUCAAGUUUAUCAGCCAUAUUGUCAACCCCUAAUGAAGAAAGUGAAGACAACCUGCACAAAAAUCAGUCAUCAGCUGAUGACAACAACGGCACUGGUGCCGAUGCUGGGGAUAAUCAGACAGACAACAGUGUGAAUAGUAACAGUGGUACCUUUUCCCUAAACGUGAUUCUUGAUAAAACUUCACGAGUUGGGAGUGGAGUACCCCUUGUUUCGCAGCCUGGUUAUGCAAAAAGUGCAUUUGUUCCUUUUUCGCAGAUGCAUUUGCAGAAUGUGGCAGACACAAAGACAACACAAUCAACUGAUUACGCAGUUCCAUCAUCACAGAAGACAGCUGAGCAUAACUCUGAGCCGAGUAUUUUAGCACAAAUGUUAGAAUCAAACGAAAACUCAUCGUCACCAUCUUCUCCUAAUUGUGGACAGAGUGGCAACUAUGUGCAGGUUCCAUCUUCUAGUAAAGCAAGUGGGGAGUCUGAAAGUGUGCCUGUAAGUUCUGUAGAAUUAAUCAGUCAAACAUCUCCAUCUGUUUCCAAACGAUCUCGAUCCCGCUUUGCACCAAUACGUCCCAAGGCCAUGCAGCCUAAAACAGUAUUGUCAUUACUACAGGAACCAAGUACAAGUACCUCUGACUUCCCACACUACGAUUGUCGGCCAAUAUCUGCAAUUUUAAAAGAAAAACGUGCUCGAGAACAGGCUGAAGCGCUGAGCCAAAGUAACAGCGUGACAUCACUCCCUGCAUCCCUCGCAUCAUCCACUUCUACUGCAUCCCCAUUCAAUUCUGUUGCAACUGUAACAGAAGUCGUUACUAUACCUGUCAACCAUGUUAGCAAGUCAAAUGAACUUCUCAUAAUCUUGGGGUCCCCAGCUUCUGGAGCCAUGGGUCAUUCCGGUAAUGUGUUUCUAUCAUCUGCUCAGAACACUCCAGCCAUUGUUUCAGGAACUAAUUUGGAUCAGCAAUCUGCUGUAACGGCAGCAACCAUUCUCCAAACCAUUCCAUCAAUCACAAGCAAUAUCGUUCCCAAACCUGAUGCCGUCUCCUCCCUUAGCAACAACCCAGGAUGUAUUACUGCUAAUAACGAACAGCUGAGUCUGAAAACUAUACAAUUAAGUGCUACCAACCUUUCAAUUCCUACUCAGCAGCUGUUCACCUCCAUAAAUACUCAACCUGCAAUUACUACGGAAGAACCACCAAACAACACCAUUCAAACUGCUCCAACCAUUGGACUUUCUUUGACCGGUGGUCUAACUGGUCUGUCUGAUGUACAAGAAUGUCCAAUAGAGAACCAGAAUCAGUUUAUGAUCUCUAAAAACAUCCAGUUAGAAGGAACUUUGCUUUCAGGUUUCAACUUUAGUUUAGCAGAUACUUCGCAGCCACAAGUUGGUUCAAUUGCAAACAUGUUGGCAACAGACGCCUCCAUUCCUCAGGUAGCAGUAAAAAUGGAACCAGGUAAAUUAGAUUGCACAUCUGCUCAAAUCCCAUUGUCUACCAUUGCUUCAGUUGGAAAAACUGCUAUGGUUGAAUCGUCUGUUGACAUUGCGAAUUCAAACGAACCCAGUGGGGCAAACAGUGUGAACCAACCUCAGUCGAUUGCUAAAAUAUUUCUAAGUGAUUUCACUCAAUCAAUAAAUUCCUCUGAAUCUUACCCUAGUGAUAGCGCCGUCAUUGUUUGUAAAAGGGAGCAGAUUGCUGCUGCAUCUCAGACCAAACAAGAAACUCCUCAGCAACAACAACAACAACCACCACCACCUCAACAACAUCCACCAUCUCUUUUGAGACCUUUACUCAACUCUGAUCUGAACUCAAGCGAACUUUCGAAAACUAAAAUCUUGAAUGAACUGCUGAGUUCUGAAGAUUCUCCGGAAACUAAAUCAAACCCUGACAGUCCUUUGGAGGAAGUGAAAUUAGAACCCAUCCAUGAAAACCUUUUAGACAGCUGCUUGAAUUUAAAAAGUUCUCCAUCGAGUUCUGAAUCUAAUCUAGAAGAAAUGUCACUUCAGUCAGAAGUGGCAACGGUGUCGGCUGUGUUACCUGGUUCCAUCAACGAAGAAGACAUGGUUAAUUCUCAGACUGGAGCAGCAUCUGGAGAAUCUUUAAUUUUUUCAAGACCUCCGUCGUGUGGUCGAACUUUGUCAGGCGACACAUUCUUCUCAGUAUCUCAGGGUAACAUCACAACUCCGGUAACAACUGGUUUACUUCAUCUUGGUACAUUAACGAGCAAUGGGACUAUUGCUUUUGUCAGUACCGAACCUGUAGCUGUUAGUAUGCCUGCUCAGCAACAACUACCUGUUCCUCCUCCCCUUCCCCCUCUCAAUGACAAGAACACAUGUUUGCAAACAGAUACGGUUGUCACUUACAGCAAUCAGUUAGUCUCCAGCCAUAUGUCUUCUGCUUCUUCAUCACAGACUAUCUUAACUGAAAACAAACCAAUUGACUCGACCAUCACCUUUCCUGUUGUCCAAUCUAACCAGGUGGGUGCGGAUAAUUCUGAUUCACUGAUCAUAGAUUUCAACCCCCCUUCUAACGAACACUUGCUCAAAGCUCACUCGGACAAACCCUCGAAUAACCGCAAACGGAAAGCCAGCGAUAAACCGGUUUGCAACAAUUCCAAAAAGAAAACCCAGGUAAACAAACUUGCUGCUGAUUUGGCAGAAAAAAUUGAAGCGAAUGUUUCUUUGAUCUCUGCGGGUCAAGACUGGUCAGACAUAUUAAGUAAUUCUUCAGAUACGCUGAACAAUUCUGUGAGCAGCAGUGCCAUUGUAGAAUCUGUUCAAAGCCCUGACAUAUCGAGUGUAGAAAAGGAUGCUUUGUUGGACAGUACUCCGCAAAUGGUCAACCUUGGAUUGUCCAGCCCUGGAUCGAGUCAAUGGCUCUCAACCAGCAAGAUGAGUUCCCAUGCCCAGACCAUGUCCACUGGCAUUAGUGGUAAAACAGCAAAUCUUUCUAUAAAGCUGCUCCAGAGGCAGUCAUCGCAGCAAGCUGAUAAGCAUAUUACCGAUACUCUGAAUAUCAACCCGUGUCUGGCCAAAGAUGCUGUAUCUACUAUUAGUCAUCAUCUGGAUGCUGUUAGCAGUGAUACUAACAAUCAGUUAUCUGCACAAGGUGUUUCUUAUGCAGAGUUAUCUCCCCACCAGGUGGCUUCAGAACUUGCUGCUUUCAAGCGAUCUGCCUCUGAUUCUCUCCCUUCCUUCUUACAAUCCGUUGAGCAAAAUUCCCCCUCAAAUAAUCUUGGAGAUAAAACGGCCAACAAAAGCAGUGCCAAGAGAAAAAUGUCUUCAGAUUCUAGUUUACUUCAAAAACAUCUCACUGACAUAUCCCUCCGGCAACAGACACUGCAAGAACAUCAGCAACGUAUCAAACAAGUGAAGUCAAGCUUUUUGUCCGACAUCUUACAGUCUUCUGGUAGCGAAGGGAAAAAGGAUUUUAUUGAAGAUGAGCUGCCAUCUGAUGUUGCUGACUUCAUUACCGAAUCGAUGACAUGUAACAGUCAAAACAACUCUGUAUUUCCAACGAGUGGCGCUAACGAACAGCCAUUUCCUGAUCUUAAGCAUGAUGUGGAAGAUUUAUUGAACCAAACCAACACGUCCAUUCCUUCUGAAGGGCCUGGGUCUGUAACUGUUACCACAGCUCUUAGUACUAAUGAGUUUGUCUCUGAAGUUAACUUCAAAGGUGCUACAACAUCCAUUUCACUGUUAAGUGAAGGCAACCAUAAAAUUAAUGUUCAUAACAACAACAACAACAGCAACAGUGAUGCCUCUAAUAACUCAACAAUUAACCGUCCAAUCGGGGAUCUUCUCCUCAAAAAAAAAAACACAUUUGUGAUCCCUGAUGCACAAGCUGUAGUUCGGAAAGGGACCGAAGUAAAGCAAACUCGGUUCCCUGCAGUUGCACUCCUUCACCACAAUCAACAACAACAACAACAACAGCAGCAGCAGCAGCAGUUACUGCAGCAACCACAACAUGUUUCUUCUGUGCAACCUACAUCUUUAUGUGACAUGGCAGCUUUCCAAGUGUCUUCUUCUCAGGCACCAGAAUUUGUGGCUCCUAAUGUUACUAUAACGCAAAGGUGGCACACUAUGAACUAUGACAAAACUGGUUCUCACACCCCAGUGUCAGAUAGUGGCUACAGCAGUGCAAGCCCUAUACACAGUACUCCACCUGCUGUCUCGAAUUCUUCAUCAACUACAACUGACCCUUUGCUUAACAAUAUUAUUACUGGUUUUGAAUCUCGAUCGUCGAGUUGUGAACCACCAACUCAAAGCCCUGUCACAGACCAACUUCUUCAACAUUAUACACCACUCAUUCUUUCUCAGGGCUCAAACGGAAGCUCGGUGCCCAGUCCGACAAAUCUCCCACCCUCCCCAAAAACCUUUACUCCCAUCCAUGGAAGCUCAUUAGGUACUAAUACUUAUGACCCACCCCCCAUUCGUCCUACGGCCACUGUAGCCAGUAAAAUUCUAUCUCACCAAUUACAUUCUGUGACUGGCUCUUCAGCUUCCAAAGUUCAAGCCCCAGGGAGUAGUUCUCAGCAGCCAAAUAAAUUAAAUAAAGAAAACAACAAAGAACUGCUGAAUCUGUUGAAAGCCAAGAAUCCCCCUUCCUACGAAAAUGCCAUUCGAAUGCUAAAUCAGAAAGCAGCACAAGGAAUCGGCUCCUCGUAUCAAAACCAAAGUCAUAGCAGCUUAUCCGGAACCAACGCUAGCCAUGCGGAACAACAACAGCAGACAGCAGCAAUAACUACAACAACAUCGACAGCAACAACAACAACUACUGUAACACCAACAUCAAUAGUGGCUGCAACAAUGCCGAAAGCAAGAACGAAAACUCGCUCCAAAUCCGUAUCAAACAGUAACUCUGGCAAGAGCAGAACCAGCCGAAGGCGUUCGACAAAAGAUAGCAACCCAAGCAACAGUGUGGAGUCAGCGAAAAAGGCAAGUGCACCUCAUUUAGUGAGAUGCUUGUCUGAUAACAGUGGUACCAUGUCUAGCACAAAUGAGACACAAGUUGAGGAGAACUUGAAUGCAAAACCAUCAGAAACAGAGUUGAAAUCUUCAGGAUCUGAGAACCAUGAAGCUGGAAGUAAAGAACCUUUGGUAAUGAAAAAGAGAUUAGCUGUGUCAGCAGCAUAUCCUUUCUCUUAUAAACUAUCUCUAUUGAAAGAUCGCAGUGCGGUUGUCAUACCAGUAGCUGCUGGGGACCAUCCGACCGUCUCAGUAGAACAUCCGGCCACCACCACUCAGGCCGAAUUCACUAAAAUACCGUCGGUCAAGACAGCAAAAAGCAAAAACGAAGAAAGAUUAAGCAUCAGUCGGUCAAGCAAGUCUGGCCAAAUCAUCAAAAACUCUAAGUCCAUCUCUCGCAGCCAGUCUGUACCAUUACAGAACGUAGAUGCUGGCAAACCGAAACAAGGUGGAACCCACAAAAAGAAAUCAACCCACAUUUCAGAUCUACCAAAUGUUAAUUAUAUGGGAAACGCUCCAAAUGUAGAUUUGAGUCGGGUAUUUUGGGAGAAAGUCCAGCCGACACAGAAGCCUAAAGCUCACAGAAAAUGUGUAUCAACCAAUAGUGAAAGUGGUAGCAGUAAUAGUGAGAGCAGUAGUAGUAGUAGUGGUGGUGGUACUGGCGCCACAAGUGGUGCUGGUGGUAGUGGUGGUAGCAGCACUGGGAAAGGAGGCAGUAUCAGUGGUAUGAAUGAGAGCAACAACUGCAGUGAGGACAGUAGCAACUUGUUGAUGAACGUAAGCACAUCUAAUAACUUCAUAGGUAAAGGGAGCCAGAUCCUCGAGACGGGUUCAACGGAAAUAAACGCUGAAGAUUUCCGAGCUAACCUCGACGUACUGUUGAACAUGCAUUGCUUCCGGAGGGACUUCGAGCAAGGCGGUUCCCUAUCGUUGGUCAGUGCAGACAGCCCUGUCACAGACCAACAACAACAGCCCCUGAUCGUAUCAUCUCAGGUUGCCCUUCAACUUGCUGGUUCAGUGUCGACUGUUAUUACUACCACAACUACUACUGCUGCUGCUGCUACUACAACUGCUGCUGCUGCUUCUACUGCUACGACGACUAGUCCUACCGCUUCUAGUAACAACAACAACAACGGCAGCGGUAGCAGCAGCAGCAGCGACAGUGGCAGCAACGCUAUCACUCAUAGUACAGUUUCUACGACCAAUUCUCCCAGCACCAUCACUACCACCACCACCACCACCACCACCAACAGUAACAGGAACACUACUAUCUUGGAAGAACGACUCAGUUCUGGUGCUUACCAAGAUAGGAUGUUACAGUCUCAAACAGUAGCGUACUCUCCACACUCUAUGCAGUAAAUUAAACGUUUAAAACAAUCAUACGACAUAAACACAGUUUUUCAACCGGACCCCCGCCCCCCCAACAACCCCCACCCUCCCCACCCGCAACAAAA